Cucurbitaria berberidis CBS 394.84 is the source of this 423-nucleotide messenger RNA. RefSeq lists its product as uncharacterized. Lineage: Eukaryota; Fungi; Ascomycota; Dothideomycetes; Pleosporales; Cucurbitariaceae. The annotation marks the transcript as partial. The record is from RefSeq and is a predicted model, not a curated record. The transcript has a single exon.
CCAAAAGCUACAGUUACCGUCGGCGAUGCAGGCAAGCUGGUCUUUUCACCAUUGUCGCUGAACGCUACCGUUGGCUCAAUGAUUGCAUUCGACUUUUUAGGAUUGAAUCAUAGUCUAACUCAAAGCAAUUUCUGGGAUCCCUGUCAAAGCAACAAGAUGUUCGAUUCUGGGUUCGAACAGUUCAACCCUACAAAUAUGAGUGGAAGAUUCGUAUUAGAAUACCAGGUGACCGAUCCUUCUCCAAGAUGGUUCUUCUGCGCUCAAAGGGUGAAGCGCUCCCAUUGUCAAGCGGGUAUGGUCUUCAGCCUGAACCCCAAUGGCACGCACUCUCAAUUUCUCCAGAACGCCUUGGCAGUUGUAGACGCUCCACCGACGGAGACAGAGACAUCUUGCCAACUGCCGGCAGUUGGUAUGGCCCCGAAC